This is a messenger RNA of Xylaria bambusicola, 1845 nucleotides long. RefSeq names its product GroES-like protein. Gene Ontology annotation, biological process: D-sorbitol catabolic process. Gene Ontology annotation, molecular function: L-iditol 2-dehydrogenase (NAD+) activity; zinc ion binding. Bases 548 to 1630 code for a protein of 360 amino acids. The record is from RefSeq and is a predicted model, not a curated record. The transcript is spliced from 2 exons. Lineage: Eukaryota; Fungi; Ascomycota; Sordariomycetes; Xylariales; Xylariaceae.
ACGCGCUCCUCCCCGAGCUCUCCCCCACUCCCGUAAGUACAAUGUCCAAAAAUUGGAGAUGCGGGCAAUACCUAUUACGACAUCCUUUUCCCUAGCCCCCGCUAUCGUGUAAGUUAGAACUGCGUCAUGUGAAGGACGAGCUCCGAACGCGCCACGAUGGAGCAAGAUGAGAGAGGAAAAAAAAAAAAAAAAAAAAAAAAGAGUUAUAGAAACAAGAAAAAGCAAAUAAAUAAUGAUAAUCGUACUUGCUUUUAACUGGUCUCUGAUAAGAAGUGGAAUUGUUCCCCUCCAUGAUAUAAAGUUGCAAUGGUAGCUGAACAGAACAAGUGCUUGACCGUUCCAAACGUAUAAGUGUAACCAACCAACCCUUCUCGUGUGAAACACCAUCGUCAACCGUCGUGCUCGGCAUCUGGACAAUUCCAACCCGAAGGGAAAACCCGCGGGUCCCGACGAAGUGGGAGAAAUAGAACAGGGCCUUUGACUCUCUCUUUCUUCCUCGUCGUAACUCAUCAGUAUUCCGAACCUAUUGCAACACCCAACGACGACAAUGGAUCCCAAGACAGCCAGCAACCUCUCCUUCAUCCUCAACAAACCGCACGAUGUAGAGUUCAAAUCGCGCGAUCUGCCCACCCUCUCAGACCCGCACGACGUCCUCGUCGCAAUAAACUACACCGGGAUCUGCGGCUCGGACGUGCACUACUGGACGCACGGGGCGAUCGGGCACUAUGUGGUCAAGGAGCCGAUGGUCCUGGGCCACGAGUCCGCCGGGACCAUCGUGGAAGUCGGGUCGGCCGUGACGACCCUUCGGCCCGGCGACCGCGUGGCCCUCGAGCCCGGCUACCCCUGCCGUCGGUGCGGGCCCUGUCUCAGCGGGAAAUACAACCUGUGUCCCGAGAUGCGCUUCGCCGCGACGCCGCCGUACCACGGGACGCUGACGGGGUUCUGGGUGUCCCCCGCGGACUUCUGCUACAAGCUGCCCGAGUCCGUCACCCUGCAAGAAGGCGCCUUGGUCGAGCCGCUGGCGGUAGCAGUGCACAUCGUGCGACAGGCGGUGGUAACGCCGGGGCAAUCCGUAGUGGUAAUGGGGGCCGGGCCCGUGGGCCUUCUCUGCGCAGCGGUAGCCCGCGCCUUCGGGGCCUCGACAGUGGUAUCCGUGGACAUCGUCGAGUCGAAGCUGGCCUUCGCGAAAUCCUUCUGUUCAACGCACACGUACUCCUCUCAGCGCAUCCCGGCCCCGGAAAACGCAUCCAACAUCCGCGCCUUGGCGCCCAAUCUCGCGGGCGGCGCCGACGUCGUCAUCGACGCGAGCGGUGCGGAACCCAGCAUCCAGACGAGUCUGCACGUUGUGCGGACCGGCGGGACGUAUGUCCAGGGCGGCAUGGGCCGCGACGAGAUCACGUUCCCCAUCAUGGCCAUGUGUCUGAAGGAGGUCACGGCGAAGGGCUCCUUCCGGUACGGCAGCGGGGAUUACAAGCUCGCUGUCGAGCUCGUGGCGAGCGGCAGGGUGGAUGUCAGGAAGUUGAUCAGCGGCGUCGUGGAUUUCGAGGACGCCGAGCAGGCGUUUGAGAAGGUCAAGGAGGGCGAGGUUAUCAAGAUCUUGAUCGCGGGUCCGAACGAGAAGAAGGAAUAGGUUAGGUGAAAUUGUGAUGGGGAUAUCGGAAAUCGGGGAACUUCGUGGUUUGGGUAAUAGCGAUGGUGGACACUUGUUACCGAGAGUAAUCUCUGGGGAAUUUGUAUAUUUGAUUCGAGGAUAAUAUGCUGGAAAUUGAACACCAGAGAUGGUAUGUCAGGUAGGUAGUGUAUAUAUCUACCAUUUCACAAACAGGGUGCAUGUCACGGCCCCUC